Lactuca saligna is the source of this 2412-nucleotide messenger RNA. NCBI's taxonomy places the organism in Eukaryota, Viridiplantae, Streptophyta, Magnoliopsida, Asterales, Asteraceae. The record is from the annotation of a GenBank genome assembly.
AUGGCGGCAACAAUCAGUGGUGGCGGUGUCGGAGUCGGUGGCUAUGGCGAUGACAGCGAGCAUACACAUGGAACGGUCACGUUGUGGUUGAUAAUUGUGAGUAGUAAGAUCGAGAAUCACCGGGACACAGGUUUUGAUAUUCGUGAUUCCAUAUGCUUUGUGGGUCGAAGAAGAGGAUGUCUCACCCGUCAUUAUGACCAGGAGGGAGAAGAGAAAGAUCAUGUGUUCGGUUUCAUUUAUGCUCCUGAUGAUUUUGCACACAGAAACCAAAUUAAGAUGAAGGGAUUUGGAGAAUUUGGUUUGGCAUUGGAAAGCUCUGAAGGAAAUGAUAAACAAAUUAGGCCCAGGAAGGAAGUACGUGAAACAAGGUUGUCUGAUGCAAACGAGACCUUCGAAGUCACAUCAAGCGAGGAACAAGAAAUCCAUCGUGAUGCUUCUUCGAGUUCACGCAGGAGACAGAAAUAUCGCCAUACUCGUUACCAGAUUCAAGAACUCGAAAAAGAGACUCCUAACCCAGAUGAGAGAGAAAGAUUGGAACUUGGAAGGAGGCUGAAUCUGGAAGCGAAUCAAGUUAAAUUCUGGUUCCAAAACAGAAGAACGCAUUUAAAGACUCAAACGGAUCGUCAUGAAAACAAGAUUCUGAGAGAAGAGAAUGACAACCUUCGGCUUGAGAAUAUAGCCAUGAAAGAGGCAUUGCAAAAAACAGUCUGCAAGAAUUGUGGUGGACCUACACUUCAAGUUGAUAGAUCCAUUCAUGAGCGGAACCUAAUGAUCGAAAACGCCCGAUUGAAAGAGGAGCUUACACGACUCACAAGACUCAUUCGUCAACUAUCGGGAAGGAAUUCGUCAUCAUUAGCAACGGAAUGCUCAGCAGGAGAAGCCAGAAACCCAAUAGAGACCGGAUUACAAAUGGGAAAUAUUGCAGAAAAAAAUCUAGUCUCAAACGAUUCACCAUUAAUACCGCCACCUUCUAGAUCCGAAGUAGGCGUGGUUAAUGCUGACAGCAUGAUCAACGUACCCGAGAAAACAAAGUAUCGGGAUCUUGCUUCAAGUGCCAUGGAUGAGCUUAUGAAACUUGGGCAUGUAGAUGCUCCACUCUGGAACCGAAACAUGGAAACCGGAGGAGAAACACUUAACUUCAACGAGUAUGGAAGGUCUUUUCCUCCUCUCCUUGGCACGAAACCACUUGGAUUCGUUUCCGAGGCUUCAAGGGCUACUGGUGUGGUAUCUCUCAGAAGCUUAGACCUCGUGGAAGCGUUGCUCGAUGCAAAUCGAUGGAGAGAAAUGUUUGUGGGGAUGAUCGGAAGUAGUGCUACGCUGGAAGUCAUUUCAGAUGGUGCCAUCGGAGGUUCGAGAAAUGGUGUCCUCCAACUUAUGCAAGCGGAGAUUCAACUAAUUACACCUUCAGUAUCAGCUCGUGUGGUGAAGUUUAUUAGAUUCUGCAGACAGCAAGCGGAUGGAUUAUGGGUAGUGGUUGAUUUGUCCGUUGAAGCUGAAGGGAGGGAAGGACUGAUGUGUAGAAGGCUUCCUUCUGGUUGUAUUCUGGAAGAUUUGCCAAAUGGUUUCUCAAAGGUGACGUGGGUAGAACAUACAGAGUACGAUGAAGGUCCAGUCGAUCAUAAAUACCGUGAGUUAGUUAGGUCAGGUGUAGGGUUUGGUGCACAAAAAUGGAUUUGUGCACUCCUCCGACAUUGUGAGUGGUUAAGAGCCUUGUCAUCGGCUACUACUGCCAACUACCAGCUAGACCAACAUACUAGAAGUUGCUUAAAAGAUUUAGCAAGACGCAUGACGAGUAGCUUUUGUGCCGGAGUUUGUCUGACAGGUGGUCAACAGUGGAACUUGGUUUCUGAUGCACCUGCAAGGAUUAUGACACGGAAGAGCAUGAGUUCUCCACCAGCAGGAACCAUCCUCUCUGCGACCAUUUCAAUAUGGAUUCCAAUAACACAUCGACGUCUAUUCGAUCUGUUGCUGAAUAAAGAGUUGAGAUGCAUGUGGGACGUGUUAUGCAAUGCUACCGGGAAUGUCGCCCAUUUCACCAUGACCCAUGAUACCAACAACCCUAACUCCAUAUCUCUACUAAGUUCCGACAACCCAGUAAUGGUAGUGCAAGAAACCGCAAGUGAUAUGACGGGAUCAUUGAUAGUAUACGCACCUGUGGAUCUCCCAACAGUGUCUAUGAUGAUGAACAAUGGCGAUACUUCUGGUGUAGGGUUGUUGCCAUGUGGGUUAUAUAUUGUUCCUGCAGGGUCAGAAGCAGAUGGCUCAAUGGUGACAGUGGGAUUUCAGAUGUCGCUGCAAGACUUGGUUACACCCAACCUCAUAACAAUGGAUACCAUUAACACGGUUAACAAUCUGGUGUCGCGAACUGUUCUUGGAAUCAAAGAGAUUGUUCGCUCCAGUACUACUACGUAG